CGUGCAUUUAGCUGAAUUUACCACAUUUGUGCUGGCAAUGCUGCCCAAAAAUGCCCGAUUUUUGCUAUUGUGAAUGUUAAUUGAUAGAAAGAAGAAGAAGAAAACGUCAACAAAUGAUAGAAAGGAAAGCGUUAGAGAAGAUGGCAGAAAUUAAGCAGCGAGUGGUUUGGACUAGCACUGAUGAAUGUGUGUUAAUUGACUUGUGGCGUGAGCGGGCCGAUGAUUUAAGACGUGCCAAGCGCAAUUUGCAUAUAUAUGCCGAUAUAUCUGUGCAAAUGGCACAUAAAUUUACUCCGAAGGAAGUCCAUAUUAAAAUUAGAAACUUAUCACAAAGAUACAGAGAAGAAAAGAAGAAAACUGGCCCAUCGGGGGGCAGCCCAUCGACGUGGAAAUAUUUUGAUGCGGUGCAUCAAAUCAUAGGGCUGACUGCAGCCAAUAAUGCAAUGUAUUAAUAACAAUUAAUAAUGUAUUAAUAACAAUUUAAUUCUUUCAUUAAAUUUCUUUUUGUUUUCCAAAAAUACCAAAAUUGCCAUUAAUAACUCUUUUUUAUCCAUUUUUAUUUCACGUUUGUAAUAAAUAAACAAAUUUCUCAAUCAGCUGUAUAAAUGCACAAAAUUUGUCGUCUGUCACUAUAAAAUUUCAA
Messenger RNA from Zeugodacus cucurbitae (melon fly), 643 nucleotides. RefSeq lists its product as uncharacterized. The record is from RefSeq and is a predicted model, not a curated record. Lineage: Eukaryota; Metazoa; Arthropoda; Insecta; Diptera; Tephritidae. The coding region runs from base 114 to 452 and encodes 112 amino acids. The transcript has 3 exons. Gene Ontology annotation, cellular component: nuclear body. Gene Ontology annotation, biological process: positive regulation of DNA-templated transcription.